AUGAAACUUGUCAGCUGGAAUGCACGUGGAAUUGGGAGUGAUCGUGCAUUCCGUAAUCUCUCCCGUUUAGUUUCUUUUUGUAAUCCUACUAUGUUAUUUAUUAUGGAAUCUAGGCUGGCUAAGAACGCUGUUGACAAUCUUAAGCACAAGCUCCAUUUUGAUUCGGGUUUGGAAAUGCCUAGGAUAGGUAGAAGUGGGGGCUUGCUUUUAUUUUGGACUAAUGAUGUAAUUGUCACCUUGCUUUCUCAAUCUAUUAGUCAUUUUGAUUGCUACGUUUCGUGUUCUAUUACUAAUGUAUCCUUCCAUCUUACUUGUUUUUAUGGCUCUCCGGUUGAUUCUCUCAAGCCUCAUACGUGGAAUAUUCUUAACCGAAUUGGUAGGGGUAACCCUCGGGAUCCGUGGCUUAUUAUUGGGGACUUUAAUGCUUUUCUCUUUUCCCAUGAUAAACAAGGGGGAAAUCCCGACAGGGGCCCUUCCUCGGAUUUCAGACAUUUCCUUGACUCUUUUAAUCUCUCCCCUCUCGACCCCACUGGUCCCUUGCUCACGUGGAAUAAUAAUGUCGCAUCCCCAAAAAACAUUCAAGAACGAUUAGACUGGGGCAUUGUCAAUAACCACUGGGUAGAUAUCUUCCCUGAUGCCACCCUUGCCCAUUUGGGGUUCUACGGCUCUGACCACCGCGCCCUAGAACUGAACACUUCCAAUCCUCUGGGCACUUGCCUUAAUAAUAAUAACAAACGUUUUCACUUCGAGAAUGUUUGGCUUAAGGAUCCAAAUUGGAACCAAGUUUUUGACCAAUCUUGGACUAGCCAGCCGAACCUGCAUGAACCCAUCCUCAAGCUAGUCGCGACUCAAGCCUCUUGUGCAGAGAAACUUAACAAUUGGAACCACAAAAAGGACUUUAAUUUUAAAAAGCACAUAACCAAGCUUGAGAAAGACCUGGAAAUUGCCUGA
This is a messenger RNA of Cannabis sativa, 951 nucleotides long. RefSeq lists its product as uncharacterized. The transcript has a single exon. Gene Ontology annotation, molecular function: catalytic activity. Bases 1 to 951 code for a protein of 316 amino acids. Lineage: Eukaryota; Viridiplantae; Streptophyta; Magnoliopsida; Rosales; Cannabaceae. The record is from RefSeq and is a predicted model, not a curated record.